AGAACAUGGUGAGUUGUUCGUCGUCGAACGAUGCACGCGCCUUCAGCCUGCCAGAGCCGAUCUAUGGCCGACCAGUGCGGCCGUUGGGGACGCCCACCCGCGCGUUGUGCGCGCCCCAUGCCAGUGACUCGCUCGAGUACAAAAUGCAGGGGUAAACUCCUCACCAGCACCCGCCUUCCCCCCGCCCGGCAUGCCCUCCCUCGGCGACCAGCUGACUGCAGCCCUCAAGUCUCGCGACGAGCGACUCAUCCGGCGGCGCCUCCCCGACCCGCAGGCGGACGACGGCCUCGCGGACUUCUCCACGAACGACUACCUCUCUUUCGCGACCUCAUCCGUACUCCGAAAACGGUUCCUCGAGAAGCUCACCGCUGCCCCGAAUGUCCUCGGCUCAGGUGGCUCGCGCCUGCUCGUGAACGGUCCUGCGCACGCGGCCCUCGAGGCGCGCCUUGCACGGUUCUUCGCCGCCCCCACUGCAUUGCUCUUCAACUCCGGCUUCGACGCGAACGUUGGGUUCUUCUCGGCUGUACCACAACCGGGGGACGCGAUCGUGUUUGACGAGCAUAUCCAUGCAUCCGUGCACGAUGGGAUGCGCGGGUCGCGCAUCGAGCCAUCGAUGCGGCGGGCGUUCGCGCACAACUCGGUCGACGCGCUGCGGAACGUGCUGGAGCGGCUGAUCGAGGAAUACCCCGACUUGCAGACCGGCGGACGGAGCGCCUUCCUUGCGGUCGAGACGCUGUAUAGCAUGGACGGGACGAUCUGUCCACUCGCAGAGAUGGUGGAGGUGAUGGAAGAUUCCCUGCCGUGCGGGAAUGGGUAUGUCGUGGUCGACGAGGCGCAUGCGACGGGGUUAUAUGGGCCGCAAGGGCGAGGGCUGGUCGCGCUGCUGGGCCUGGAGAACAGGGUGCUCGCACGGCUGCAUACGUUCGGGAAAGCGUUGGCAGGGACGGGAGCUGUCUUGCUCACGACCCCGCUGAUCCGAGACUACCUCCUCAAUUAUGCCCGAUCACUGAUCUAUACGACCUCGCUGAGCUAUGCGAACAUCAUCUCCGUUGACUGUUCCUUCGACCUCCUCGAGGACGGCACAGCAGCCCAGCUCGCAAACGAACUGUACGACAGAAUCGACCACUUCCUCGCUCUCAUCCGUCCCCACCUCUGCACCAUCCCACUCUCCAUUCUUGCGCUCCCCCCACACCUCGCCCUUCCACUUCGCCCCUCUUCCCCUCCCCACCGCACGUUGCUAUCACCGAUCAUCCCUAUCCUGACACCAUACGCGCGCCCACUCUCCGCCCACCUGCGGGGCCUAGGCCUGAACGCACGGCCUAUCGUGUGGCCGACCGUGCCGAAGGGUCGCGACCGCGUGCGCGUGUGUUUGCAUGCAGGAAACUCGAGGAAGGAGGUGGAGAGACUUGUGAGUGGGUUGGUUGGGUGGGCGGAGAGGUGGCAGAGGGAGAAUGCGAGACUGGGCGAGGAUAAGGGCGAAGUGGUAGCAGCGAAGCUGUAGAGUGGGCGGAAGUCGGAGGCGAUGAGAACUUCAAAAGCCUCGAGACCGGGGCCAACGCUGUAUGCGGCAGGUUUGCCGUCGAGGCCCAUUGCAGCUCCGGGAGACUUUAAUCCUGUAGGGCUUCGAUCUCUUGCGCGCUUGUCUGCAGGA
Molecule: messenger RNA, 1651 nt
Organism: Rhodofomes roseus
Lineage: Eukaryota; Fungi; Basidiomycota; Agaricomycetes; Polyporales; Fomitopsidaceae
Product: pyridoxal phosphate-dependent transferase
Exons: 3
Coding region: 191-1501 (436 amino acids)
Biological process (GO): biosynthetic process
Molecular function (GO): pyridoxal phosphate binding
Source: RefSeq, a predicted model, not a curated record